Molecule: messenger RNA, 1332 nt
Organism: Tripterygium wilfordii
Lineage: Eukaryota; Viridiplantae; Streptophyta; Magnoliopsida; Celastrales; Celastraceae
Product: NAC domain-containing protein 30-like
Exons: 4
Coding region: 272-1171 (299 amino acids)
Biological process (GO): regulation of DNA-templated transcription
Molecular function (GO): DNA binding
Source: RefSeq, a predicted model, not a curated record
CAAUAACCAACCUUUCUUUAUAUGUGUGUGUGUAUAUAUAUAUAUAUAUAUAUAUACACACAUAUAAACCAUGUAUAUAUCUACACAUUCAUCUUUAACCAACAACAUUCACAACCCUUUUAAGUUUCUCUCUACAAUAUUGUUUAUAUGCAUCUCUCUCUCUUCUAGAUCUCUGUGUUAGCUGGUUCAGUGCGAACUCAACGUCCUCGGUCUCUGAUUUUCCUGUUACUGGAGAAUAGAAUAUUUAUUUGAAGUGAUCAAUAAAGAAUUAAUGGCGAUGGAAUCGUGUGUCCCUCCUGGCUUUAGAUUCCACCCAACGGAGGAAGAACUAGUGGGCUACUACCUUAUGAGGAAAAUCAAGUCCCUCAAAAUCGAUCUUGGUGUUAUUGUUGACAUUAACCUCCACAAAAUGGAGCCAUGGGACAUCCAAGAUAGGUGCAAGCAAGGGAACGAUGAACAGAAUGAGUGGUACUUCUUCAGUCACAAAGACAGGAAGUAUCCGACCGGAACUCGAACCAACAGAGCCACCGCCACCGGAUUUUGGAAGGCAACGGGAAGGGACAAGGCAGUUCUUUCAAAGGACAAGAUUAUUGGGAUGAGGAAGACCCUCGUUUUCUAUAGAGGUCGUGCACCUAAUGGAACCAAAACUGACUGGAUUAUUCAUGAAUAUAGUCUUCAAACAUGCCCUAAUGGACCCCGUCAGGAAGAAGGAUGGGUUGUGUGCAGAGCGUUCAAGAAAUCAAGUCCAAACCAAAGGCCAGGUUAUGAAGCUUGGAAUAAUAUUCAUUCAUACCAUAACAUCAGCAUUAGGCCUCCUCCUUCAGAUGCACUAAUAACCACCAUGCAUGACCCAAGUCAAGUUCUAAGUACUUUUCAACAACAACAAUUUGAUCGUUUUGGCCACCAGAAUCAUAACCAACUACUCUCUGAGAUUCCCCGACUCGAGAGCCCGGCGACCCUUUCGACGACCAUUUUGGCAGCAAAAGAAGUUGAUUGUGAAGAAGAAAGAAGCAAUUUGAACUACAAUUUUGACUGGAACAACUUAGAUGAAUUACUUGCAACUCAUGAUGAAGUGAACGAUGUCGUUUCACAGUCAAUUUCUCAUGAUUUUGAGCUACCAGUGAAUAGUGACCAAAUGAGCCAUCUCUUUGGACGCUUUGAUGGCUUGUAGCAAAAUCUUGUCCAUUAUAAUUAAUUAGUAGUAGUGUGUAAUUCUAGUAUAAAAGUUUAAUUGUUGACAUUACAACAAACUGAUAAUGGUAACUGUCUCACUGCUUGUCAAUUGUCAUGAAAUAGAGAUUGUUUUGAAAACUUUUCUUGGUAAUAAAUUGG